CUAUAUGAAACCAGAGAAAGAAAAGAAGUGUGGAGUCUCCCAUGCACGUUACCUCCACAAGAAACAAUUGAAGAGGAGAGAGGAAAGGUUUAAUUCAGGGGUUUACUACCACCAGUCAACAAGAACAAUCAGCUGUGAGAACAGAGUUUUGAUCCUUAUUUUUCACUCAGUAAGCAACAAAAAAAGAAACAUUUUCAUUUCUCUAUGAGAAGACGCACAACUGAAAACAGCAGCGAUGGGGCCCUCUCUCCUCCAGGCCUACAGGAGACGCUGGUGGAUGGCGGUGACGGCGGUGAUUGAAAACCUGCUGUGUUCGGCUGUGCUGCUGGGCUGGGGCUCCCUGCUCAUCAUGCUGAAAAGGGAAGGCUUCUACGCCUACUUGUGCUCAGUGAAUGAGUCUGUGGUCGUGUCAUUGGGUAACUCCUCCAGCAGUGAGGUGGAGGAGUGGCUCAGCUGCGUGGACCAGGAGGAGAUGCUGAAUCUGGGCUUCACCAUCGGGUCCUUUUUGCUCAGUGCCACCACCCUGCCUCUGGGAAUCCUGAUGGACAGGUUUGGACCACGCCUCAUUCGCCUGAUGGGCAGUUCGUGUUUCGGUCUGUCGUGUGUUAUGAUGGCCGCGUCUGCCUACAACCCUCAUGUUCUGUCACCGCUCAUUUUCUUGGCUCUCUCCAUGAACGGCUUUGGAGGCAUCUGCUUGACCUUUACCUCACUCACGCUCCCCAACAUGUUUGGUGCUCUGAGCUCCACCAUCAUGUCUCUGAUGAUUGGCUCCUACGCUUCCUCUGCUGUCACCUUCCCUGGAGUCAAGCUGAUCUACGAUGCAGGUGUGUCCUUCCAGGUGAUCAUGUGGAUGUGGGCAGGUCUUGCUGCCUGUGUCUUUUUAAACUGUCUUCUCAACUGGCCCGCAGAAGGCUUCCCAACACCUGACGAGGUAGACUACAGUAAGAUCCUUACAAUGCAAGAGCUGCCUUCAUCUGAUCAGAAGGCUGUUGGAGAAAGACUUAGCCAGAAAAAUGGAGACAUCCGACACUCCACAGAGAAACUUUCUAGUGAAUCUGAUGCUGCACCCAAUGUUACUCCCUUUCGUCGGUCUGUGUUCUCUCCCAUCUUCCUGUGGAGUCUGGUUACAAUGGGGAUGACCCAAUUGAGGAUCAUCUUCUUCAUGGGGGCUAUGAACAAGAUGCUGGAGUUUAUGGUCACCCACGGUGAAGAGUAUCCAUCUGAGCAGCUGGUGCUUAAGACAGAGGAGAAAGUGAGUUUCUACUCGUCCAUCUUUGGCACGCUGCAGUUGCUGUGCCUUGCUACGUGUCCUCUGAUUGGUUACAUAAUGGACUGGAAGAUGAAGGAGUGUGAAGAGGAGAAGACCGUCCCCCCAGGCACAGAGCAGAGACAGACCAGAGUUCCCGUGAGAGACCGUAAGAUCCAGAAAGUGACCAACGCCAUGAGGGCCUUCAUUCUCACCAACCUGAUGCUGCUCGCUUUCGGAUGCUGCAGCCUCAUAGACAACCUGCCUCUACAGAUCUUAACCUUCAUCCUUCACACUAUGGUCCGAGGCUUCAUCCACUCCUGCUGCGGAGGCCUUUAUGCUGCUGUCUACCCGUCCAACCACUUUGGCACUCUGACAGGCCUCCAGUCCAUGAUCAGCGCCGUGAUCGCUCUGCUGCAGCAGCCGCUCUUCAUCGUCAUGGUCGGAACCCUGAACGGAGACCCCUACUGGAUCAACCUCGGACUGCUAAUAUUCUCAUUGGCUGGUUUCCUGUUGCCGGGUUACCUGUUCUACCACCGCAGACAGCUGCUGAGGGAAAAAGAAGCCAGAGACAAGCGAGUGGCCGAACAGGAGAUGCAGGCGCUCAACAACACCGAGGCCAAUGGCUACAAACCUCACAGCAACGGCCUCGCUGCUGUGGAGGCUUAGAGCGACACAGAGCGGAGGGUUGGGGGGAAUUGUAGGAUUUAUGUGCCUUUUUAAAAUGAGCACCAGCAAUCGCCUCAUCCAUAUAUAUUUUGUUUUGAUAUUUCCAGUGUUUUUGUUUUUGGUCAUUGCUGGUGCACAUUUUGCUCACAACAAACCAUACCACAGAGCAAAUUGGAUUCCUCCUGUUUUGUUAUGACUAAGAGUUAGACUUUAAGUUCCCUGUGAUUUCGUGGUGAUGUGUCAUCAUCAUUUGUUGCUGUUUAUUUAUUCUGGUUUAGUGUCAAAGAGCCAAUUUAGUGUGAUUUAAAGCCAUAGAUUUCACGCACACGCAAAAAGACACAUGCACACACCCUGGUAUGGCCUGCGUGUCAGACUGCGGAUGUCACUGUACUUGAAAUACUGUUGAAUAGUUUUCAAAGACUUCUGAUAAUCAUCACAAUCCUUGCUAACACCAAAGAACAGCUUAAAGAUAUUAGGAAAGUUACACUUUCUACUUCAGUAUUGUUUUAAAAGUGUGCUUAAUGAAACACACUUUAGGUAUAUUGUGCUGUUUCCACUGUUUUAUACAUCUCUAACACACUUUAAAAGCAUACAAGCAAUCAAAGAAAAUGUAAACUAUCUAAAUACCAGACCUACGUAUAGAGAAGCAUUUGGGUUAUUUUCAGAGCCCAGUUAUUCAAUGAGACACACACACACACACACACACACACACACGUACAUGCGCAGAUAGGCUGGUUGUAGAGACACCAUAUCUACCUCCUCUGUUUUUACUGUCUUUCUGCAGCCAACUACUAUGUCAGUCCAAUUUCUUUUCCACAUUAGGAACUAUUCAUCCUUUCAUUGUCAAACACCCAAAAUAACUAAUUUAAUCAGUACAGAAUCCCUCCUUGUGCAUUUGUGUUCUUUAGAGGUAUUGCUAACUCAGCUCUUGAAUUUCUUUUUUUUUUUUUUUUUUUAUGUUAAGUAAAACAUUUUUAUGGAAAAUUCACAAGGAAAAAUAUUACUGACUUUUACAAUUCUGACACACAGUGUGUGCCAAUGUUAUGAAUCACUUUGUACUGCUUUAUGCACAGAAAUGAACUAGUGUGUGUAUAAAAUAUGUAUUUAAGUGUCUUUUUAUACUCUAGCUGCAGUAGCAUUAAAAAGGGAAGUGUUUGUUUCAGUUUUAGUUAUUUUGUAGUGUGCUAAAUAAUGAAUGAAGCUCAGAUGAUUUUCUAUGUAUUCUGCUUUUGCCUUUGAUUUUUUUGUCAUGUAUUGAUUUUGGAGCAAACAAACCAUCAACAUUGUUUUUUGUAAAUAGACAGAGGUGUGUUAUGUAUUUUAUUACAUUUUCUGCUUGCUUUACUAUAUAUGUGUGUGUACGGUAUGUUCACUGAUGGCUGACGUUAAACUUGUUAUUUUAAUGUGAUUUUUCUCCUUGAAUGAUCAAAGUCACAUUCAAAAGACAUUGUUUCAGCCAAAACAGAAAAAUGUACAUUCUUCUAAAGUGACAACAAUACGUGUCUAUCCUGUACAUGCUAGUUCUGCUCACAGCAACAGUAUCAUGUAGAUUUAUUGAAUUGGAUGUAGCCUUUCAUUUCACCUUUUUGACUCAAUCCAUUUCAGUGUCAAGACAGCUUUAGUAGAGUUCUCCUUUCUUGUCUGAUGCAUCCUUCCUGCUCUCCAAAUGUGUUCAGCUGCUUGAGUCUUUGCUGAUUCUGAGUUGUGUUUCAAAUAUGUGCCUUUGCUGCCAUAUUGGUUUUAUUGCAAUAGAUAUGAAUGUUAGAUUAAACGGGAAAUACACCCAUUUUCAGUCAUACAUGUUAGUCUAAGACAGUCCAAAAAUAAUAGCAAACAUGAACAAAUCUCUCACAUAUCCAAAAACUAGAGUGCUAAAACUCCAAUCUGUGAUGUCAUUAGGAUAGUGUGCAAGGCACUCAUGAAGGAGAUUCUGAGUUUUGUUUGAAUUCUGUGCCUUUGCUUUCAUUUUGGCUUUAUUGCAAUAGAUAUGAAUUUAAGGGAUUAAAAGGGAACUAUGCCCAUUUUCAAAAUUCAUAUGUUAUUCCUAUAGCCUAAGGCAGUCCAAAAAUAUUAGUAAAUUCCCAAAUCCAAAAACUAGAGUUCUAAAAAUGAACUGCUCCAUGGACAAUUGGGAAAUAUGUUACAGAUGACACAGAGAGCCUCAGGGGAAUGUUCUGAGUAAAUGGGUACAUUUUCUGUUUCAGAUCUGAGUACACUACAAUAGAAUAAAACUUAUUUGGGUACAAAGAAGAUAAAAAUCAAUAUCCCAUUUGUCUAUGGAGCAGCUCCAGACUUUAAAUACUUGACAUCACACAUUUGAGACUGACUUAUGUGGUUUCUUUGAGAGAAAGUAACCCAUGUUCACAAAUAUUGCUUGAACUUAAAUAGACCAUGGAAAUGCCAUAGCGGAAUUCCUAAUUUAGGUGAUGUUCCCCUUGAUGUUCUGCCAAACAUCUUUCUCUGUAAGCCAAAACUGUGUACUGACUGACUGUAAGCUAAUCAAAGGCACUUUCCUAGGGAGCAAAAUAACAGGAAUGUCUUACAACACCAUUGAUGGUAAUUUCUGAGGCUGUAUGUUGUGUUGUUUAAAUACUGUUGAGUGAAUUACAAUCAGUGUUGGUGAGGUUUUUGAUGAUGUCAGUGCUUUCCUCUUAUAUAGUGUUAUGUAAUGUUUAAAAAACAUAUGUACCAGCAACAACUACCCGACCCCUUUGUACAUAUGUACUCUUAAAAGUCCCUAAGAACUUAGUGGUUGUAAGACCUGACUCCCUUGUGUUCAUGCUUUUGUAAUUGGGAUUUACAGUAGUCAUUGAUUAACACCUCUGAGAGUCUCUAACAUAAACAUCCUUUGCUUUGUCUGUAUUUUAAGUGGCUUAUCAAAUCUUCUCUCACCUUUGGGGUUGAAGUUUUGGUAUGUCCUGCUAAAUGUAGGUCUUUCUUUCCUGCCUUCAAAUCAGUAUAUCCAGCACGUGCAUUUGAUAAACAAAUAAAUGAAUAAAGUUUG
Perca flavescens (yellow perch) is the source of this 4919-nucleotide messenger RNA. It is a transcript of the gene slc43a1a, whose product is annotated as solute carrier family 43 member 1a. NCBI's taxonomy places the organism in Eukaryota, Metazoa, Chordata, Actinopteri, Perciformes, Percidae. The transcript is spliced from 15 exons. The coding region runs from base 236 to 1915 and encodes 559 amino acids. The record is from RefSeq and is a predicted model, not a curated record. Gene Ontology annotation, biological process: transmembrane transport; neutral amino acid transport. Gene Ontology annotation, molecular function: neutral L-amino acid transmembrane transporter activity; L-amino acid transmembrane transporter activity.